This is a messenger RNA of Paecilomyces variotii, 2670 nucleotides long. RefSeq lists its product as hypothetical. The transcript has 4 exons. Bases 287 to 2527 code for a protein of 746 amino acids. Lineage: Eukaryota; Fungi; Ascomycota; Eurotiomycetes; Eurotiales; Thermoascaceae. Gene Ontology annotation, molecular function: FAD binding. The record is from RefSeq and is a predicted model, not a curated record.
GUCCUUCAGACAUCGCUUCACUAGCUGCUGCUAACUAGCUGGCCUAAUCUCGGGAUACUGACGAGCCACGUAAUUUAGCUGGGGGAUUUUUUUGAAUCUCACCUUGGGCUGCUAACGCGUUCUCCAAUCGAGAUCUAAUAUCGUUGGAAAUUAUAUUGUAUCAGAUGAUUUUCUUUUACUUCGUGUGUACAAAUACAAUAGAGCGUCCAUUCCUCCAUUCGAUCACAGCUCCGCCAUUUCAAGCUCAAGUCAACAUAAACUCGAAUUUUGAGAUUGCCUCAAAAAAAUGGCUCCGUUCAAAGUCCUCAUCGUCGGAGGCAGUGUAUCUGGCAUGGCACUCGCCAACAUGCUAGAACACCAUGGGAUCGAGUACGAAUUACUAGAAGCAUAUCCCACCAUCGCACCAGACAUGGGUUAUGUCUUGGCGAUGCAACCUGACGGAACCCGUAUCAUCCACCAACUAGGCUGCUAUGAUGCGAUGAAAGAAUGCUCUAUUUUCGUUCAAGAAGUAUAUGUUAUCGGGCCGACGGGGGAGGUAUUAUUAAAUGGGAAGAAUCAUGGAAGGGACUCGGUUGAAACUAUAGGAUACCCGUUGAUUUCUAUAGCGCGAAGAGACGUCAUUCGGAUUUUGUACGAAAACCUGAAAGAUAAGUCUAGAGUGCAUCCGAACCAACGUGUAAAGAACAUCUCCUCGACUAAAUCCGGAGUAACGGUCACGACCGAGGAUGGCUCCACAUGGACAGGAGAUAUUGUCGUCGGGGCAGACGGGGUACGCAGCGCAGUCAGACAAGAGAUGUGGAGGAUUGCACGAGAAGAUAAAUCUGAUCUCCUAGGAGAAGAAGACGCAAAAUCCAUGUCAAGCACUUAUAGCUGCAUAUUCGGAAGCUCUUUCGAUGUCCCAACCAUAUCGGAGACCGCAUUUUACCUUUCCGUCCAUGAAAAACGCACAUAUCUCAUCUCUCCCAGUCAGAAUGGGAUGACGUACUGGGCCUUCUUCAUUCCAAGCAAAGAGGUCACAUCAGGUCCCUAUGGGCAGCGAUAUUCGGCGGAAGAGGAGCAGGAAUUCGUCCAGAAGUAUCUGAGUGAUCACGUAGUGGACGGCGUGACGUUUGGCGAUUUCUACAAGCGCAAGAAGCGCUCCGUCUAUAUCACCCUGGAGGAGGGCGUGAUGAAGCAGUGGUUUGGUCCCCGAAUGGUCCUUGUGGGAGAUGCUGCUCAUAAGAUCCAUCCCAUCAUCGGCGCAGGUGGCGGCCAUGCGAUUGAAAGUGCAGCUGCGCUGGCAAACGUACUUGCGGAAGGUCUACAAAAAGAACCAGAUCCUAGCCAGGAUUCCAUCACCGAGAUGUUUCGACGGUUUCAGAAUUCCCGAGAGGAAAUAGUAAGAGGUGCUUCUGCUCAGGGUCAUGAGGUGCAAAAGAUGCAGAUGCUCGACGGUCCCAUACCGAAGUUCCUGCAGCUCGUGGUCAUCCCAAAAUUACCGGCGGGCUUCAUGAUCUCCGAAACAGCUUCACGGUUCAGUGCCGGUCAACGGUUUGCAGCCCUUCCGGUACCCUCAAUUCCGACUUCAUGGGGGUUUGAUGACGAGAUACGGAUGAGACCUCAACAACGCGCGGGAACGCACACCUUGCUCUUCGUGCUGGGCCUUUUGCUUACCUUUCUGAUCUCUCGUCUGGGUUCUGUGUUUGGUGAAUCUUUACCAAAACCAGACUUGAAUCACUCGCUACAACAAAACGCGCAAGUAUAUUCUAGUCUAUAUCCACUAGUCCUCUCAGUGAUAUGGACAAUUGAGUCGUAUAGAGUAGGAUCUACCAUGACCCCUCUCUGGAGUUCUACGUUCUGGUCAGCGAUGGCCUAUAUCUUCGGAUAUGACCUCGUUUCAAUAUUAUACAUUUCCCUCUACGUGCUAGUCAGCCAGAAGAGAUCAUUCUACUUCCCCGCGCCCCGAGCCAUGUCCGUUCCAACAGCGCGAACAUUCUUGCCAGUCCUCAUCUUGACAUGUGCGACUCCGGCCAUCACGACCAUUGCACCUGAGUUGAAUUUAUCCGACUCGAGCGCUUUCCUCAGUAACAUGACUUAUUCCUGGCGAACAGCACAAUUGCUCUACCCUGCGAUGGUCUUCGCGACGAUGAAGUUGUUCAGAUUAUCCAGUGAACGUGACAUUUCCGCUCUUAAAGGGAAUUCUGAUAUUAAAUAUCUCUGGGGGACGCUGGCGCUUGUACUUGUUCUGACGAGCUCGGCGUCUCUGUUACGCAUUAUUACGGGGAUUGCUCAACAGGAGGGACUUUCACUUUCUCUCGCUUAUCAUCUUCUUGCACCGUCGAAUUCACUUACGUCGACUAUCUUCCUCUGGAGUGUUUUCACUGUUUGGGAUCUUGCACGUAUUAAGGCUCCUGGGAUUGAACUGCGCGGGGGUCUCCUUUCUGUUAUUGUUGUCUCUGCUCUGUGUGGCUCCCCUGCAGCGCUGGCUUAUGUGUGGAUGUUGAGAGAACGGGCGUUGGAGAGAGGAAGAGAGAAGAUGAACUCUUGAUAGAUGGUCUUAUUGUUCUAUGCAUUUUGGUCGGAUAACUCUGCUCUAUAUGAUGCAUGAUUCAGGCUUUUUUGUCUGGUUUUUUGUCUGCAUGAUACAUACAUACUCCUGUCAACAUUGGAUUGGAAAGAAAAUACAUCUUA